GGGGGUUGGUUUGCUCCUCAGUGGCGACAUGUCAAACUCCAACAGGAGCAAGAAGGACAAAGAGAUCCUCGCUGAGUACGAGAGCCAAGUCAAAGAUGUGCGAACCCAGUUGGUGGAGCAGCAGCGCUGUCUGGAGCAGCAGACUGAGAUGCGGGUCCAGCUGCUUCAGGACUUGCAGGACUUCUUCAGGAAGAAAGCCGAAAUUGAAACGGAGUACUCCAGAAAUCUGGAGAAGCUGGCCGAGAGGUUCAUGGCCAAGACGCGCAGCACGAAAGACCAUCAGCAAUACAAAAAAGAUCAGAACCUGCUCUCUCCAGUGAACUGCUGGUACCUGCUGCUAAACCAGGUGAGGAGGGAGAGUAAAGAUCAUGCCACCCUCAGCGACCUCUACCUGAACAACGUCAUCACACGCCUCACCCACAUCAGCGAGGACUCAGCCCGCCUGCUGAAGAGGAGUAAGGAGAUCAUCUUCCAGCUUCAGGAGGAUCUGAUGAAGCUUCUCAAUGAGCUUUACACCGUGAUGAAGACGUAUCACAUGUACCAUGCCGAGACGAUCAAUGCAGAAACCAAACUGCGGGAGGCGGAGCGUCAGGAGGGGCGUGUGAAGGGUGUGACUGGGACAGUGGGAGGGGUGGAGCCUAUGUUUGGGCUGAGAAUCGAAGAACGCCACCAGAGACGCAACGCUGCCCGCAAGAUGGAGAAGAUGAGAGAGAAGAGGAAGGCGAAAUACUCAGAGAAUAAACUGAAGGCUCUGAAAGCCAGGAACGAGUAUCUGCUCACUCUGGAGGCCACCAACGCCUCCGUCUUUAAAUAUUACAUCCAUGACCUGCCUGACAUUAUAGACUGCUGUGACCUAGGGUACCACUCCAGUCUCAGCCGGGCUUUGAGGACCUAUUUGUCAGCUGAACUCAGCCUCGAGGCCUCCAGGAGGACAGGUCUGGAGGUCCUAGAAGGGGCCGUGGAGGGUCUGGAUCCUGCCCGUGACCGGCAGCGUUUACUGGGCCUCUACCCCACUGCCUUCUGCCCCCCGCAGCGCUUCGGCUUCCAGGCCCACAUGGGCGACGCGGUGACCCAGAUCGCGUCUCAGCCCCAGGUCCAGGCUGAGCUCACGCUCCGCCUCACGCAGCUGCAGACCCGGCUGGCCUCGCUGAAGAUCGAGAACGAAGAGGUGAAGAAGACCUGGGGGGCGACCCUGAACACCUUGCAGGACAUGACGGUGCUGGAUGACUGUGACGUCUCACAGAGCUUCACCCACAGUCCGUCCUCGGAGUCGGUCAAGUCCAGCGUGUCAGACGGCUACUUGAACAAACCCAGUCUGGCUAAGAGACGGGCCAACCAGCAGGAGACUGAGCUCUUCUACUUCACUAAGUUCCGCGAGUAUCUGGAGGGGAGUAACCUUAUUUCCAAACUACAAGCCAAACAUGAUAUCCUGAAGAAAGCCUUAGCGGAGGGUUAUAAGGCUGAACUGCUGACGACCAGUCGUGGGCGGAAGAACUCCCACAGCAAACACCAGGACUCGACUAAAGCCAUACCCUUACUUGUGGAGAGCUGCAUUCGCUACAUCAACCUACAUGGUCUUCAGCACCAAGGCAUAUUCCGUGUGUCGGGAUCACAGGUGGAGGUCAAUGACAUCAAGAACUGCUUUGAAAGAGGUAAUGACCCACUAAUUGAUGAGGAGAGCAACCACGACAUCAACUCUGUGGCUGGAGUGUUGAAGCUGUAUUUCAGGGGUUUGGAGUACCCGCUGUUCCCCAAGGACAGGUUUAAUGACCUCAUAUCAUGUGUCCGAAUUGAAAACCUGUACGAGAGAGCACAGUGUGUCCGUAAGAUCCUGCUGGGGGUCCCGAGGGCAACGCUGGUGGUGAUGCGUUACCUCUUCGCCUUCCUCAACCACCUUUCUCAAUACAGCGACGAGAACAUGAUGGAUGCUGGGAACUUGGCCAUUGUGUUCGGCCCAACUCUGCUGCCGACGCCAGACACACUGGACCAGGUGGCCUGUCAGGCGCACGUGAAUGAGGUCAUCAAAACAGUCAUCCUUCACCAUGACAAUAUCUUCCCAGACACCAAGGAGGUGCCAGGACCUGUUUAUGAGAAGUGUAUGACAGGAGACCAGUACUGCGAGAGUCCGUUCAGCGAGCCGGGAGCGUUGGAGGAGGCUGAGCCCGAUGGCAGCACUGAGACCCAGACCAGCGACGAGGAAGCAGAGACCGUGGAGGCAGUGGCGAGGUUCGACUACGUGGGUCGCUCGGGUCGGGAGCUCUCCUUCAAGAAGGGGGCGUCGCUGCAGCUCUUCCAGCGCGCGUCACAUGACUGGUGGGAGGGGCGUCACAACGGCGCCCAUGGCUUGGUGCCUCAUCAGUACAUCAUGGUGAAGGACAGGGCCGACGCCACGUCAGAUAGCAUGAGUCAGAAGGCCGACAGUGACGGAGGGAGCAACAGCACUGAUGACAAGCGUUCCCGGAGCGAGCUGAGCUCCCCCACCGACAUCCGACCCUCCGAGACCUACAACAGUCACAGGAGGAAGAGAACUGAUUUAUUCCGCCGACCACUCGGACGCUCCACCGACAGCCACUGCCACGGCAACAGCGGCGUGAUGGAGAGAAGCUCGCCACCGGUGACAGGUCACUUCAGCCCCAGAGAGCUGCUUCUGGGUCGAGGUCAGGGCUUAACUCCGCCUCUCGACAGCCCAGAGCGCAGGCGACGCUCAGCCGCCGCCGUCACCAUGACGGUGAUUCGACAUGAUUCACUGAGGAGGCCCGAGGACACGCCCAUCCGGCGCUCCAGCAGCGGUCAGCAUGGCUUUUCAGACUCUCAUCGUUCCCGAGCGCUGGACCCAGAUGCUCUGGCUCAGGACAUCGAGGAGACGGUGACCGUUGCUCUGGGGGAACUCAGGCAGCUGGAGCGGCAGGGCUGCCGGCCGGCUCCUGACGUGGUGCUGGAUACUCUGGAGCAGGUGAAGAACGGCCCCAUCACUGCCUGCUCCUCUGAGUCUCCCAGCCCCCACAGCACCCCCAGCACCCCGGGAACACCUGGAACCCCUGGCACGCCUGGAACUCCAGGCACCCCCGGCACACCAAGCCCCCUGAGUCCGCUAAGCCCCAUCAGCCCACUCCCUGGACCUCCACCCGGACCACCCAGGCCAUCCAAUCCUUCACCCGACACCUUGGGCUCCUUCAAGCCUGUGGCAGCUGCUCGUAUCGGGGCCCCGCUGCGCCCCCCUGCCCUGAGGCCGAAACCUAUGGUCCCGCCCAAGAGCAGCACCUCACCUCUGCCUCCACCACUGGACAAAUCCUGCACCAUGUGAGCCAAAUCAGGCCUACCCAGGCCAAAAACGGGCCAGAAGAGGAGAUCAGGGUACCAAUAGAUUCUAAUCGUGAGGGUAGAAAUGGUAGGAAGGCAAAAAGGGUUUUACUGUAGUCAAAAAUCUAAUAUAAGACAUGACCUAUAUGAUAUGAUAUGCCAUGAUAUUUCUGUGUUGUCAGGUUGGUGUGUACUCUCGGUGUGUAGGAGUUUACUUUCUCCAUGUAUUAAAGCAUUUAUCAAACGUUA
Thalassophryne amazonica is the source of this 3549-nucleotide messenger RNA. Its product is annotated as SLIT-ROBO Rho GTPase-activating protein 1-like. Gene Ontology annotation, cellular component: cytoplasm. Gene Ontology annotation, molecular function: protein binding. NCBI's taxonomy places the organism in Eukaryota, Metazoa, Chordata, Actinopteri, Batrachoidiformes, Batrachoididae. The record is from RefSeq and is a predicted model, not a curated record. Gene Ontology annotation, biological process: negative regulation of cell migration; signal transduction. Bases 29 to 3304 code for a protein of 1091 amino acids. The transcript is spliced from 23 exons.